This is a messenger RNA of Hibiscus syriacus, 737 nucleotides long. Its product is annotated as E2F-associated phosphoprotein-like. Bases 54 to 578 code for a protein of 174 amino acids. The record is from RefSeq and is a predicted model, not a curated record. The transcript has 3 exons. NCBI's taxonomy places the organism in Eukaryota, Viridiplantae, Streptophyta, Magnoliopsida, Malvales, Malvaceae. Gene Ontology annotation, biological process: positive regulation of cell population proliferation. Gene Ontology annotation, cellular component: nucleus.
GUUCAUGGUUGUGUCCAUUUCCGGCGAAACAGAAAGGCGGGUAGACACGAAGAAUGGAGGAAGAUAGCACAAAUACUACCAGUUGCAGCAGUAAACCAGCAUCGAAGAUGGAAGAAGAUGCCACCACACCCAAGAUGGAUUCCCCCACCAAUUCCCAGCAAACCGUUUCUGACGACGACGAAAUAGACUAUUCGAUCAAACCUGAAUUCUAUGACCCAAAGCUUGAUGAUAAAGAUGAGUUAUGGGUUCAGAAGGAAAGGAAAGGCCGUAUUUCCGAUGCCGUGCUUAGCUGUCCUGCUUGUUUUACCACCAUCUGCCUUGAGUGCCAAAGGCACGAAAAAUGCGUGACUGAAUACAGGGCAAUUUUUGUUGUGAUCUGCAAGAUAGAAAACGAAAUAGUCAGGCAAGAAAAUGUAAAACCAAAAAAGUCAGGCAAGCGAAGUGAGGAUGAAGCAGCUGCUGCUGCUGGUGGGGAAACUUUCAAGGCAGUCUGUUGUUUGGUCUGCUCAACGGAGGUUGGUGUUAUCGAUGAAGACGAGGUUUAUCACUUUUUCAAUGUUCUUCCGAGUGAGUCUUGAGUCUUGGGUCUCACUGCGAAACUAACAUUAUCACUGCCUGCUUUUCUUCCUUUCCCGCCCUUAGAAACGCAUCUGGGGAGAUUCCCCCUUAAGUAUAUUUCUUAGUUUUAUUAGUAGUUUUAUUAGGAUGGCUGGAUUAGAAAUAAACUGUUGAGAUUG